AUGAAUUUCGUGUUUAAGUUCUUAAUUGUAGUUUUAUUAUUACAAAAAGUAUACCAACAAACUAAUCAGAUACUAUUAGGAAAUAUGUCAUCCACUGCCACCUUUUUAAAGACCUUAAGUUCUCGUCGUACCGUCUACAGUUUAAAGCCAGCUUUACCAGCUGGUGUGACAAUUAACAACAUUCAAGAAGUUGUCGAAACUGUCGUAAAGCAAACUCCAACAGCUUUCAACUCCCAACCAAACCGUGCAAUCAUCUUGACAGGAGAAACCCAUAAGAAAGUCUGGGAUGCCGUAGUCAAGAAUACUCCAGCUGGUGACGCUCAAAAGAGACCAGCAUCUGAAAGAGAUACUGCUUACGGUACCAUCAUUUUCUUCAGUGACGAAUCCAUUACCAAAAAAUUACAAUCUGACUUUGCUUUCUACCAUGAUAUCUUCCCAGUUUGGGCCGCUGAAGCUUCAGGUGCCGCUCAAAUUUCUACAUGGACUGCUUUGGAGACUCUGGGUUUGGGUGCUAACCUACAACAUUACAACGCUGCCAUUGAAGCAGUCUUGCCAGAAAAGAUUCCAAAGAAUUGGAAGAUUCACAGUCAAUUGUGCUUUGGUUCAGUAGAUCAAGCUCCAGCUGAAAAGACUUUCGUUGAAAACAAGGUUGAAAUUUUCAAUUGA
This is a messenger RNA of Naumovozyma castellii, 666 nucleotides long. RefSeq names its product nitroreductase family protein. The transcript has a single exon. NCBI's taxonomy places the organism in Eukaryota, Fungi, Ascomycota, Saccharomycetes, Saccharomycetales, Saccharomycetaceae. The coding region runs from base 1 to 666 and encodes 221 amino acids. The record is from RefSeq and is a predicted model, not a curated record.